AUGUCUUCGGUAGCUGGCGGGAAUCGCUCAUCUCGUCAUCAUCAUGAAAACCUACUUUACCAUGAAAUGGGCCCGGCCUCGGCUAGAAACUCCACUACUACAAACAAUAUAGACGGUAGUAGAGCUGCGGGCGGCUCAGGUGCUAAUACUGGUGCAGGAGCCGUUGGAGGAGUAGGAGGCUCUACCUCAGUUGGGGCCGCUACCUUAAUACCUGGUGUACAAGAUAUACCACCAGAUAUGGCGAUCUUGCUUCAGAAGCUAGAAGAAGACUUUACGAUUAACAAGUCUAUCGACCAGUGGACAUAUAUCAAUAGAAGGGAAGAAAUUAUCCAACUGGUACAGAGAUUACAUCAGCAACAGCAGCAGCAGGACCGAGAGGAAGCUGCCUUGGAUGGUGAUCUCCUUCAGAAACCAAUCUAUCCAAGAAGACCACAACUCCCCAUGACUCCAUCUUCCACUUCGGCAUCUUUAUCGUCAUCGUCAUCGUCAUCGUCUUUAUUAAGUGUAUUGGCCAAGAGAGCAGCCGUUUAUAAAACUGAGCAGGUCAUAGUUUGCUUAGACUCUAGAGGAAAGGAAACCUCCUCAAUGAUAUGGGAAAAAUUGUAUCUCAAGGCAGUGAAGGUUGCCUGUGAGAUAAAGAACAAGUUAGCAUUAAAAAACUCAGAUGCUGUUGUUUUGCUCUAUAAGGAGAACGAAGUAGCCGAGUUUACGGUGGCUCUUUUUGGCUGUUUCAUGGCUAACGUCCCAGCCAUUCCAAUACAUCAGGAUAUUUCAUUACCAGAAGUUCUUGACAUAAUUAAAGUCACCUCAAGUAGAUUACUUCUUUUUUCUGACACAGUUUCAAGGGAUUUAGACAAACUUACAACUUCUAAUGCGGGACAUUCCAAGUUUACGUGGCCAACAAAGCUUCUUCGCUGGAGAACUACAGAAUUGGGAUCUGCGAAAAAGUCUGAACUUGUUAGUUGGGUUUCUAAGUCCAAUCAACAGCAAUUGGCUAAGCAGAGAGAGAACUCUGAUUUAGCAUAUAUAGAAUACUCAAGAUCUCCAGUGGGCGAAUUGAGAGGUAUUGCUGUGAGCCAUAGAACCAUUCAGCAUCAGAUGAACUGUUUAAAUGAAACUUUAUCUAGUUUACCUGCAUCUGGUGGAGGACUUCAAAGAAGUGUUAAAGAUUAUCAGAGAUCGAGGAAAGUCGUGCUAGCAACAUUGGAUACAAGGAAUUCCAUUGGUUUAAUAUUGGGGGUGAUGUUUACAAUUUAUCUGGGUAACUUACUUUGUUGGGCUCCCCAAAGGGCUAUGGAAAUUCAAGGUUUGUAUGCUCAUAUAAUAUCCAAAGUGAGAGCUUCAUUAUUGUUAGCAGACUAUUUUGGAUUGAAAAGGGUAACGUACGAUUAUCAAUCAUCGCCCAAUGCUACAAGGUAUUUCUCGAAAACGCAAAAGGUGGACUUCCUGUCUGUUAAGUGGGUUCUUGUCAAUGCUCUUACUGUAGAUGGAGAGUUUACUGAGAUUUUGUCGCAGAGAUAUUUGAAGCCGUUAGGUUGCCAAGAUCCUGAGAAGGCUGUUAUACCAAUGUUGACAUUAAGUGAAUACGGAGGAAUGGUAAUAUCGUUGAGAGACUGGUUAGGUGGUAAAGAUAAGUUGGGGAUUGAGAAAGAACCCAAUGAGGAUGAAACUGAAGAAGUUGAAGACAUAGUAAAGUCCAGUGAACUCAGUGGAGUCCUUAUUGACAAAGAAGCACUCUCAAGAAAUAUUGUGAAAGUUAUUGAAUCCAAUCCCUCAAAUUUUGAUGAAUUAUCUAACGAUGUCCUUAGGGUUGAUUCAUUCGGAUAUCCACUACCUGACGCGACUUUGGCAGUUGUCAAUCCAGAACUGAAUAUUCUAUCCCGAAAAGGUGAAUUGGGAGAAAUUUGGAUUGAUAGUCCCUGUCUUAGUGGUGGAUUUUAUGGAUUGAGGAAUGAACUGAAACUGAUAUUUCAUGCCAAGUGCAGAGAUCACAUUGGAACUUUGGAAAUGGACUUUUUAAGAACAGGUUUAUUGGGAUUUACUUAUGAAGGAAAAGUUUAUAUUUUGGGAUUAUAUGAAGAUAGGAUUAGACAAAGAGUGAGUUGGAUAGAUCAAAAAAUUUACAAUAAGCUCAAUAGACCGCUCAUAAUUGGGAAUGGAUCAAGAUACCAUUACUCAUCUCAUUUGCUUGCCACAUUAGCAAACGAAGUAAGGCUGAUAUACGACUGUACAAUUUUUGAUGUCUUCAUUGGAAAUGAGUACUUACCUGUUGCAAUAGUUGAAGCUGAAGUAAUAAGGAAAGUGGUAGGGGAUCCAGAUAAUGAAAUAAGUGGUGCUUCUGGUGACGGUGGCGGAGGAGGUAAAGGAGGGGUCAAGGGAAGCGCAGGCGGAGGGUCAGAUGGAAUCGCUGCUCCAGUUCAAUAUUCUCCAAUUCCAUUGAAUGAACCUGUAUUGAAUCAAAUUGCUCAAAGAUGUUUUGAUGUCUUGCAUAAGAAGCACUACUUGCGUCUUUACUGUGUCUUGGUGGUCGAUUGUGAUACUUUACCCAAAAUCAUGAGAUCGGGAGGUACUGAAAUCGCCAAUAUGUUAUGUAAGAGGAGAUUCUUAGAUGGUUCUUUGAGGGCAGAAUUUGUAAAAUUCUUCGUGAGAAACUCAAUUAGUAUGAUUCCCCAUGGGGAGGAUGUGAUAGGAGGGAUCUGGUCUCCAUUCAUCUCAAAGUUUAGAUCGUCAACUAUUUCCCAAUUUCCCCAACAAUAUUCCACGAUUGACUAUAGAGAAAAGUCAAUAGACGAUAAAACAGGAGCGCCAUUGACUGAUUUCAAAACAAUUAUUGAUAUUUUAAAAUUUAGGGUUUCCAAAUCAGGAGAUUCAACUGCAUUCCAAAAUUUGGAUAACUUUGGUAAAUCAAGUUCGGCUAAUAAGGCUUUGACUUGGAAAAAGUUGGAGCAAAGAAUUUAUGCGGUGUGUAGUUAUUUGAUUGAUAAAGCUGCUAUAAAGCCUGGUCAAUAUGUUAUCUUGAUGUAUUCCUUGCUGGAAGAGUUCAUCAUUGCCGUUUACGCCUGUUUAUUCUGUGGGAUUAUACCCAUUCCGAUGUUGCCUUUUGAUUCUAACAGAAUCGGAGAAGAUUUCCCUGCUUUCGUUGGAGUUAUCAGAGAUUUCGAUGUACAAGAUAUUCUCGUAAAUGAGGAGGUUGAAAAGUUUUUAAAAAACGGACCAGUUGCAGACGGAAUUAAGAAAAUGAAUAACAAAAGAGGAAUUAAGCCACAGAGAAUUAAAAAUACUACAAAAUUAGUGAAAUUCAGUAAUGCCGCUUCGCUUAAUUCGAAAAUUGCAAAAUAUCAAGCAGCAGUUAACUUUAGAGAUGAAAAAAGUGUUGCUUUAGUUUGGUUAAGUUUUACCUCGGACCAUUAUCGAAUUGGAGCCACCUUAAGUCAUAAGAAUAUCCUUGGAAUAUGUAAGGUUUUUAAGGAGACUUGCAACUUACUGUCGAAACUGUCAAUUGUUGGAUGUGUACGUCAUGCGCUGGGUAUUGGAUUCGUCCAAGCAGUUCUUCUCGGAGUAUUCUUGGGAACUACAACAUAUUUGAAUUCUCCAGUGAGCUAUGCUGAGAAUCCAUUGUCAUUUUUCCUCUCUUUGGCGAAAUAUAAAGUUAAGGAUGUUUUCGUUACUGAACAAAUGUUGAAAUAUGCUACAAUUAAGUUUACGCCCAAGGGUUUUAACUUAGGAUUUUUGAAGAAUAUGAUGAUCCUGACAGAAGGCAGAGUUGAGACUGAUUUAUUGAGGAAAAUCGGAAACAUUUUCCAACCAACAAAAUUAGGUGCUUCCGCAAUGGCAACCGUUUAUUAUCAUUGUUUCAACCCUAUGAUUUCGACCAGAUCUUAUAUGACCGUAGCUCCGGUGGGUCUUUAUUUGGAUCCAGCUGCGUUAAGACAAGGUUAUGUCUCUGUUGUAAAUCCUUCUGAAGCUCCAAAUGCACUUUAUAUUCAAGAUUCUGGUAUGGUCCCGGUUUGCACUGAAAUAGCUAUCGUGAACCCAGAGACGAAUAAGGUUUGUAAUGAAGGAGAAUUCGGUGAAAUUUGGGUAAACUCAGAGGCAAAUUUGUCAUCUUUUACCAAUGGUCCGAAAGGCCCUGUAGAUAAGUUCAGUAAACUGCAAUUUAUGGGAAAAAUCGAUGGUGGCAACGAAAAUAUUGAAUAUUUAAGAACUGGGGACUUAGGAUUCUUACAUAAUAUUAGCAUAACUAAAACCAAGGGUGAAGUCGAUGAUGGCUUUGAAGUGUCGACUUCAAAGACUGGAAGCACGGGCACCAAGGGAUCAGAGAUUUCGACGUUUCAACCAUUGUUUGUAUUAGGUAAGAUUUCCGAUACAUUUGAAGAAAUGGGAUUACAUCACUUUCCAAUUGAUAUUGAAAAUACUAUUGAAUCUUGUCACUACGAUAUUUUCAGGAAUGGUUCAUGUAUUUUCAAAUGUGCAGACUUUACCGUAGUUGUCUGUGAACUGAGAAGACAGAGGCAUUUUGCUUCGCUCGUCCCUCUAAUUGUCAAUACUGUUUUGAGUAAGCAUCACUUGAUUGUUGAUAUAGUUGCAUUCAUGAAGAAAGGAGAAUUCCCUAUUCUGAGAUUGGGAACUAAACAAAGAGCCAGAAUAGUCGAUGCGUGGGUGCAAGGUGUCUUGCCAAUAGUUGCUUCAUACGGAGUAAACAAUGGAGAAAAUAGUAUGAUUAAAUUGGUCAAAGAAAUUGAUUCCAUUGCUAGAGAUCACCCAAUAACUGGGUUAAAGAACCCUGCAUUUUCAUAUUUCGAUACCGUUGAAGAGCCUGAUGAUGUAUUUGCAGAUAAUCGCGAAAAUUUGUUGACGUUGAAUUAUGACCAUAAGGCGGUAUUUACUGUUUCCAAUGACACUUUAUAA
Dujonia railenensis is the source of this 4908-nucleotide messenger RNA. Lineage: Eukaryota; Fungi; Ascomycota; Pichiomycetes; Serinales; Debaryomycetaceae. The record is from the annotation of a GenBank genome assembly.